CAAGUUACAUUCAACAAGGAAACAUGGAGACUUUCAACCUGAGCAUUCUACUCAGCCUGGCAGUUGCAGUUUACUGCAUGCCAAUAUCACAGGUUACUGAGCAAGAUGAGAAUUUUGCAGAGAGCUACCUGAAGAAAUUCUUCAACCUAACAGAGGAGAGCGGUCCGACUGUCCGACGGGGGAUCGGCCCAAUGAGCAAGAAAGUGAGUGAGAUGCAGAGAUUCUUCAGACUCCAGAUCACCGGGACGCUGGAUGCUGACACCAUGGCUAUGAUGAAGAAACCUCGCUGUGGCGUUCCAGACACCAAGGUUUCCCUAUACGCCAUAACUGGAGACAACCUGAAGUGGCAGAAAAACAGCCUUACCUACAGGAUUGAGAACUACACACCUGACAUGUCUGUGUCAGAGGUGGAUGACUCCAUAGAGAAAGCGCUGCAGGUCUGGGCCAAAGUCACUCCUCUGAGGUUCACAAGGAUCUACAGUGGCACUGCUGACAUCAUGAUCUCCUUUGGCACCAGAGAACAUGGAGAUUAUUACCCCUUUGAUGGCCCUGAUGGCACUCUUGCUCAUGCCUUCGCCCCAUCUCCUGGCAUUGGAGGAGAUGCUCAUUUUGAUGAUGAUGAGACCUUCACCUACCGCUCAAAUGCAGGCUACAUCCUCUUCAUGGUAGCUGCCCAUGAAUUUGGCCACUCUCUGGGCUUGUCUCACUCUACUGAUCCUGGUGCCCUCAUGUACCCUGUGUACUCAUCCAGAGACCCUGACACCUUUGUUCUGCCCCGGGAUGAUGUCAACGGCAUCCAGUCUCUCUAUGGUGAAAACACUUUGAACCCUGGUCCUGGACCCACAUCUCCCACCACGCCUGAUGCCUGUGAUUCAAACAUGGUCUUGGAUGCAGUUGCCAGCCUCAGAGGAGAGAUAUUCUUCUUCAAGGACAGCUUCUUCUGGCGUAGCUACCCCCAGAGCAAUACACCUCAACAAAGUUUCAUCACAAACUUCUGGCCUAAAGCCCCGGUCAAUAUCGAUGCUGCUUAUGAGAGCCGAGAGUCAGACAGGAUCUUACUCUUUAAGGGUCGUCAAGUGUGGGCUUUCAGUGGCUACGAUCUGGUGUCUGGCUAUCCUAAGUCAAUUUCCAGUUUUGGUCUGCCUGAAACCGUAGAGAAAGUCGAUGCUGCUCUCUAUGACGUGGACAGUGGCAAGACUCUGUUCUUUGUAGGCAGCAAUUACUACAGUUAUGAUGAGGUCAAUAAGGCCAUGGACCAGGGAUUCCCCAAACAGGUGUAUGAGACCUUCUCUGGACUGACCGGCCAGGUGACUGCAGCUUUCCAGUUGAGAGGCUUUACUUACAUCUACAGUGGACCCAACAUGUUCGAGUAUCACCUGGGGAGCGGGAGGUUGUUCCGUGUGCUGAGGAACAGCUACUUCUUACGCUGCACCAAAGUCUAGACCAGUUCAUUGCCCAGGCAGUUUAUGUAGCUCCUCUGAAUGACAAUGAAGGCACCAAAGUUCCAUAAUAUAUAAUUUCAUAGUUUAUGAUAUAGGAUUGUACACAUUCAUGGGGGUAUACACUGGAUUUUUGCCUUUCCUGAAAACAGCACCUUAUAUGUUUUUUUUCUUUCUUAGAAUAGCAUUUUGUGAGGUCAGCCAUUGCUACUUUAAGUUAAUUUAACUCUACAUUAUUUUAUUUCAUCAUCACUGUUUAAGUAUUGUUGUUGCUAAUUUUGUUGCUGCUUUAAUUUUGUGUUUAGUGAAGUUGAACCAUGGAACUUAACUUAAUUGUAACAUAUGAAUGUAUGCAAAUUGUUUACAAAAAUGUGACACAGUCAAGGGAAAUUGUUACAUGAAUUAGCAAAUAAAAGGUUGUUCAAGUGCA
This is a messenger RNA of Seriola dumerili (greater amberjack), 1869 nucleotides long. Its product is annotated as collagenase 3-like. Gene Ontology annotation, biological process: collagen catabolic process; proteolysis; extracellular matrix organization. NCBI's taxonomy places the organism in Eukaryota, Metazoa, Chordata, Actinopteri, Carangiformes, Carangidae. The record is from RefSeq and is a predicted model, not a curated record. Gene Ontology annotation, molecular function: zinc ion binding; metalloendopeptidase activity. The coding region runs from base 24 to 1442 and encodes 472 amino acids. The transcript is spliced from 10 exons. Gene Ontology annotation, cellular component: extracellular matrix.